AUGUCAACUAAUUCCGAAAUUAUGGGAUUUGUUAGUAAGAUACUUCGUAAAGUAUUCUCAGUAAAACAUCAAGAUGAUGCGGAAAUAACGGAACGAUCAAUUAACGGUAUAACAACCAAUGACGGCGAUUAUAAUAAUAAUCAAGAUAAUGGUCUUGUAUUAAGAAGGAACAUAACAUCCGUAAAUACGCCAGACCGAACAAGCACCGGUGCACGUCGGGAUUGGCGCAGUGGUUAUAAGCAAAUUGAUGAACUUGUACACGAAAUGAGAUUGGAAUAUCCUAAUCCCACGCAGCAUCUAAUUUGGAUUCCUUUUAAUGAAUUUAUAAAAUGCAAACAGAUUAAUUGUGGUGGGUUUUCUACUAUAUACGAAGCGACUUGGAUAACUGCCGGACAAACAAUUGCAUUGAAAUGUUUGAAAGACUCUCAAGACAUAAGUACUGAUUUUUUAAAUGAGCCCCAAUUUUUGAGAUGUUAUGGAAUCACUCAACAACCAAAUACAGGGGAAUUCAUGAUGGUUACUCAAUAUGCACCCUUUGGAGAUUUAUAUACAUAUCUUCAAAAACAUAAAAGAUUGACUUGGAAGGAAAAGAUUCAAAUAAUUAAGCAGAUCACACGUGCACUUGGAGAAAUGCAUAAAAGAGAUCUUAUUCAUGGUGAUUUGCAUAGUGGUAAUAUUAUGAACAUUGAUCGAACACAUUUUGUCCUUGGAGAUGUUGGACUUUGUGGGCCUGCUGGUAGACUUGCCCGUAAAAAAGAAGUCUAUGGGGUUAUUCCUUAU
Racocetra fulgida is the source of this 780-nucleotide messenger RNA. The record is from the annotation of a GenBank genome assembly. Lineage: Eukaryota; Fungi; Glomeromycota; Glomeromycetes; Diversisporales; Gigasporaceae.